AGCCGUCAGAGCGUCACAAACAUCAGAGUCCACUCCUGGGGGCAGCAUGUCGAUUUUGGAAGAGGCUUCGGCUCAACUGCUUACAUCCAGCGCCACACCGGUGCUGGCCUGCGUCGCUGCGCUGCUAUUCCUCGUUUUCGCCUCCGGACACUUAAGAUCACCGAAGGAUGCUAGAAGGGGGCCUCCAGGACCGUGGCCUUUGCCACUGCUUGGCAAUGUGCUGCAAUUGGAUCUCCAGUGGCUCGACAGAAGCCUGUCUGAGCUUGCAAAACGUUACGGUUCAGUGUUCUCCGUCUACAUGGGCACCCAAAAAGUGGUGGUGCUGGCUGGAUAUAAGGCGGUCAAAGAGGCUCUAGUCAGCCAUGCAAUGGAGUUUGGAGAGCGCUAUAUCCAACCCAUGGCUUACGAUAACAGUCGGGGUCAUGGCAUUAUUUUUGCCAAUGGGGAUUCGUGGAAAGAACUAAGACGUUUUGCCCUCCACACUCUGCGAGAUUUUGGCAUGGGCAAAAGACUUACGCAGGACAAAGUCUUAGAGGAGUGCAAGCAUCUCAUUCCAAUUUUUGAGAGUCAUCAAGGGCAACCGUUCAAUACGACGUCUCCGUUGAGUUGGGCGACAUCCAACAUCAUCUGCUCCAUCGUGUAUGGGAACCGAUUCGAAUACAGCGAUCCUCAAUUCACGACCAUGGUGAAACGAAACAAUGAGAGUAUUCGCAUCUUUGGUUCAUUACCGAUACGGCUCUACAACAUGUUCCCAUGGUUGUUCUAUUGGGUCAAAAACCGGAAAUUGCUUCUGAGCAACCGCGACAAGAACAUGAAGGACGUGCGAGAGCUUCUCCGCCAACGGAAGGAGAAGCUCAACCCUGAAAUGUGCACGGGGCUUGUUGACUGCUUUUUCGUCCGCAAGCAAAAAGAAGAGGAAGAGGGUGUUGAGUCAAGCCACUUCUCGGAGGAAAACAUGAAUUUCGUUGUGGGCAAUCUGUUUGCUGCGGGCACCGACACCACCUCCACCACACUCCAGUGGGGCUUGCUGCUCAUGGCCAAAUAUCCAGAAAUGCAAGAACGCGUCCACGAGGAGCUGAACAAGGUGAUCGGAAACAGGCCGAUUGACGUCGAUGACCGCAAGAACCUUCCUUACACCAACGCCGUCAUCCACGAGGUUCAGAGAUUCAGCAACAUCGUCCCCAUGGCCAUUUUGCACCAAACCACGCAGGACAUCACCUUCCAGGGCUACUUCAUCAAAAAGGGCACCGUUGUGGUUCCUCUGCUUACUUCCGUCCUCUACGACAAGAGUGAAUGGGAGACGCCAAACACCUUCAACCCUUCCCACUUCCUGGAUAAGGAGGGUAACUUUGUCACGAGGGAUGCCUUUUUGCCCUUCUCGGCAGGUCGCAGGGUUUGUCUGGGUGAGGGUCUGGCCCGGAUGGAGCUCUUCCUCUUCUUCACGUCUCUCAUGCAACACUUCCACUUCACUCCUCCUCCUGGAAUUUCCGAGGAUGAGCUGGAUUUGAAGCCCAUGGUGGGCUUCACCAACAAUCCCACGCCUCACCGGCUAUGUGCCGUCAGGCGCGAGUGAUGCACAAAUGCUCUUCACAGUGGUCCUUAAAAAUGCAAAUUACUCCCUGUAUCUUUUUUUUUUUGUGUAAUUGCUCACCAGAAUGAGGAAUAUUGUAUCUCACAUCUUAUGGAUUGUUUACUGAAUAGUAUGUGGCAUUUUUUAUUCAGUGAUGCACCUUACAUUUAAAAUACAUCUCAUAAAUAAAACACAAACAAAU
This is a messenger RNA of Hippocampus comes (tiger tail seahorse), 1772 nucleotides long. Its product is annotated as cytochrome P450 2K1-like. The transcript has 9 exons. Gene Ontology annotation, biological process: xenobiotic metabolic process. Gene Ontology annotation, cellular component: cytoplasm; intracellular membrane-bounded organelle. The record is from RefSeq and is a predicted model, not a curated record. Gene Ontology annotation, molecular function: oxidoreductase activity, acting on paired donors, with incorporation or reduction of molecular oxygen, reduced flavin or flavoprotein as one donor, and incorporation of one atom of oxygen; iron ion binding; heme binding. Lineage: Eukaryota; Metazoa; Chordata; Actinopteri; Syngnathiformes; Syngnathidae. Bases 47 to 1573 code for a protein of 508 amino acids.